AUGGAAGAUUGGUUAACUAUAACGUGCAUAAUAAUUUGUAUAUUAUGUUUUCAAAAUAUUUAUGUACAAGUGAAACGACAAGGUUCAGUGCUUGUAAUAUACAGCGUAACAAGUUCGUUGUUAAGUUUGUCUUUUGUAUUGGCUGGAAUAUUCCUACCAACAAAAUUUAAAAUAGAAGAUGCAACCAAAACACAAUUUACGUGGUGCGGAAUAAGCGGUAUAUUAUUUUCCAUCAGUUCAGUGGCAAAUUACGGAAUGGCGUUGGCUCUGUCCGUUGAACUUUACGUAUCAUUACGAGUCACCAAUCCAGCCGCACGUAAAGAACCGUUGAUACAAAGGUUAAAUUUUGUACUGGCAUAUAUAUUACCAUCACUGUCUAUACUACUAAGUAUUAUAGUGUUGUUGGCGUAUGAUGAUAACGUAUUCGAGACAAUUGAUGCGGGUGGAAUAUGUGAAGUGUCAAGACAUGGUAAAAAUUUACUUGCAUUAUUUUUCUUAAGGACAUUGACCGAAUACCUAGCAAUCUUUCCAUCGUGUGUAUUAUCGGUAUUAUCAUUAAUACCAGUGGCCAAGGUUGUGUUUAAAAAUCGUAAAUUGCAAUUUAGUAUGACUGGACCAUGUUCGAUAUCCAAAGAAUCAACAAAACCAAACACCACCAUUACCACAAGAGCAGGUCCACCGCCAAAUUCAUCAACAUCAGCAAAUCACAAAUACCUUCUACCGCGUAAUGUUCUUAUACGGAUGGGGUUAUGGUGCAGUUUAUUGAUUCUGUUGGGAAUACCGACAUCGGUGAUUGUGCUAUACCGAAACAUAAAAAACCUAACAGAUCCGACCAAUACCGAUUUAUCAUUUUAUCUUUCGCCUGGUCAAACUGAUUUCUUGGCAAUUUAUGGAUUCACCUUGCACAUGGUAUUAUCAAAUGGGUUGUUCUUAUUAUGUUUUGGUACCGGAAAAUUUGCUAAUGAACAAUAUCGAAUUCUUUGGACUACAAUAUUACAAAAAAUAUUUUUUUGUUGUCGACCAAAAUCACGUAUUCCAAGACAUUCGAUCAUCUCAUUACCUGAAGUAGCCGCAGCUUAUGGAGCUAAUACAACAUCGUCAGGAUCCAUAAUAAUAAACACGAUUGCUAGGACAAUGACAGUCAACUCAAAUUCUUCAUCACUUCGUAUAAAAGGAGGAGGAGGAGAUCGUGAAAAGGUUGAUAACACAAAUGAUGAUGGAGAUGGCACAGAAAAUAGAACGACAAGAAUCGUAAUAAUCGUAAUAGUUUUAAUAGUUUUAUUUUUUGCAGGUUUAGGACUUUGUAUAUAUUUGAGCGUGACAAGAAUUAAAAAACGUGAUAAUGAUAAAAGAACAAACAUCGUCAACAACAGAGAUUUUGAUAAUGAUGAAAUUGCCACCAAUACUAAUGUUAACACUGCUGCUAAUUACGAUGAGAAUGUUAAUAAUACGACAUUAACAACAACAGAAUCAUCAAUAACAUCUUCACAACCAAUACCGAUUAGGGUGACAAAAAGGAAACAAAUACCACCACCUCCAAUACCACCACCUUCGAUACCACCACCUUCAAUACCACCACCUUCAAUACCUAUACCACCUUCAAUACCACCACCUUCGAUACCACCACCUUCGAUACCACCACCUUCGAUACCACCACCUUCAAUACCACCACCUUCGAUACCUAUACCACCUCCACCUUUGUCAUCAUUUAGAAAAUUGCCAAAUAACAGUGAUAGUUAUAAAAGAUACAUGUAUGGUCUAGGAUUUAACACAAUGAGUUCAGGAGCAAAUUUAUCACAUAUGUCAUUAAAUCGAGGAUUUAAUAAUUAUUAUUAUAGAAAAAGUGAUACGAGUGGUGUUAGUGGUGUUGAUGAAAUUAUUAUAAAUGAAAAUUCAAUAAUAAUUGACGAUGAAAGGAAUUAUUUAAAUAGCCCGACAAUACCUUUAACACCAACCAAAGAUUGCUCUUCAAUGCAUUCAACUUCAACUUUUCUUUAUCAUCAUAAUGGCUCAAAAACUAAUCUUAGUAAUAAAGGAAACGGUGUUGUGGAAAAUGGGAAUAAUAAUGAUGACGACGACGUUAAAAGAGAAGAAAAUAUUAAUAAUGAUGGAUGCAUAAAUACACCACCAUCACCAACACAAACAAAAUCGAUUAAAAGGUAUAAUCAUCGUAAUUAUAAUCCAAAAGUAGAAGAAAUAAUACAUUCAACAAAAAAACCGAUCAAUACUACCAAAACAUCACUGUCUCCAACACCUAAAUCUAUUAAAACAUCUUAUGAUCCAAAAAUACAAAAAGAGUCACCAUCAUCAUCAUCAAAAACUGACCCAGAUAAUAACGGUCCUUUAUACCUUGAUUUUGGUGAUUUCACCUUAACUCCAAUUGAUACUGAAAACAUGAAUAACAACAACAAUAAAGGUUAUGAUCCUUUGAAUCCAAGAAAACAUAUUAAACGUAUAGAAUCUGCUCCUGUAAUCCCACAAAUAUCAAUAGAUGAAGAUGAUGCCGGUCUUUUCAAAUCUUCAAUUUAUCCUACGAAAUCUUUGUCAAAUAUAAAUAUGGGUCACAAAAAUAAUCCUUCAAAUAAUGAUCAUAAUAAUAGUAGUGAAACUCCGAAACAAUAUCUUGAAAGAAUGAAAGAAACCCUUUCAAAAUCAAAAUUAGCAACUAUAAAAUUCCUUAUGGAGUGUUAUCUCCCAAAAGAAACACAACAAAUUGACCGUGUGAUGGAAGCUUUUGCAAAAAGAUAUCAUGAAAAUAAUCCUGAACUGUUUCCAUCCUCUGAUACACCUUAUAUUCUUGCAUUUUCAUUAUUAAUGCUCCACACUGAUGCAUUCAACAAAAGUGUAAAGCGUAAAAUGACAAAAGAAGAUUUUAUAAAAAAUACAAGGAUUGACGGUGUUGCUCCAGAAAUUUUAGAGAUACUUUAUGAUAAUGUCACCUUUACACAAUUUAUUUAUGCUGAUGACGAUACUGAUGUAAAUGGUCAGACAAUGAUCGAAUCACCACCAGACAAUCGUCAAUUGAGGUUGUUUAGUUCAUCGAAAGAACGAAGAAAAUCAAUGCGUUCCAGAAAUGACCCAUAUUAUGUUAUACAAUUUAAAAUUCCUACCGAGUUUAAACCAUCUAUUCAUACACUCGUUCCAGUUGAAAAUCCUUAUUCAUACAUGGGAACCCUACCUUCAAUGGACACUACACAUAUCCAUCGUGCAUUUGCUAGUGCACACGCAAUAAGAAUCACCGGCGUACAAACCCGUCAUAACGGUGAAACUUUCAAUCACGCAAAUACUUUACAUCAAUUAGAGGAAGAAAAUGGGACUUUUGUUCUCAAAAUAACUAAAGGUGGUAAAUUAGGUAGGAAGGUUGAUAUGGUCGAUGGUAGGAAAAAAAGUGGUAUAAGAAAUUGGAAACAAUAUGGUGUUAUUUUAAGUGGGAGUCAAUUGAUGUUCUUUAAAGAUGAAGCUUGGUUUAAUAUUAAAAUGGCAGAAUUAAGCGACCCCAAAUCUACACAAAUACCUAUUCUAAGGCCAGACGUGAUACUUAUGACAGCAGAAUCUGUUGCAGUGUAUGAUAAAACAUAUAAAAAAUAUCCAAAUGUAUUUCGACUAGUAUGUCCAAAAGGUCAUCAAUAUCUAUUUCAAGCAGAGAAUGAAUCGGAAAUGAAUGAUUGGAUAACAAAAAUAAAUUAUGCUGCGACAUUUAAAUCAAUUGUUAAUAAAGAUGACGGAGCUAAUGAUGCACACAGCAGGGCUAAUGUUCUAAGGUCAAAGAUUGACGAACUUCAAGGUAAAAUUUCCACACUUACAUCUCAACUUCAGAAUGACGUAAGGUUCAGGAAUAAUUUGUUUAUAAUGAUGCCAUAUAAAACAUCUACACGAGAUCGUAUUAUUCAACUUGCUUUGAUGGUAGCACACCGUAUUAAACACACCUGUUUGGAACUUAGUAGGUUGGUAUGUUAUCAUGAAAUUCUGGAAAAAGAUUUAUGUGCAACUGUCAUGGAAGAUGAUUAUUAUUGGCUGAAUAGAAAAAGUAUGCAUAGACUUGGUGAUAUACCAUUCAUCACCGAGAAAACCAAAAAAUCAGCAACAAUGACGCUUGUCCCAAUGUCAUCAACAUCUUCAUUAUCCACGAUGGCAUGUUCAAGCCCUGUAACAUCAAUAGCAGAUUCAAUUCAAUCCAGUCCACCAAAUUCAAUAGGUAAUGUUUACUUGCAUCCAUCAGAUAUUGAAUUAGAAAUUGUUAAGGAUGACGAUAAUAAUAGCGAUAGUAAUAGCAAAUAUCCAAAUAAUUUUGAGGAAAAAUCUAGUUUUAGAGAUGAUGCUUCAAGUAUUUUAAGUAUGGAAUUUGAAGAUGCAAAAGAACAAAUUGAAAAUACAAUACUUUUUAAUUCGUCAUCGUUUUCAUCAUCAUCAAUUAUUCCAAUAUCAUCUACAAACAACCGAAUUACAAUCGGAUUGAGAUGUAGAAUUACCAUUGGAAAAGCUCCACCUAAAGCGGGUGAUUCAAUAAUUAUACAAUUAGGAUUAACACUUUAUGUCUUUGAGUUAAAAGAUAUCAAUGGAAUAUCAUGA
This is a messenger RNA of Entrophospora candida, 4569 nucleotides long. The record is from the annotation of a GenBank genome assembly. Lineage: Eukaryota; Fungi; Glomeromycota; Glomeromycetes; Entrophosporales; Entrophosporaceae.